Molecule: messenger RNA, 1602 nt
Organism: Lichtheimia ornata
Lineage: Eukaryota; Fungi; Mucoromycota; Mucoromycetes; Mucorales; Lichtheimiaceae
Exons: 5
Coding region: 1-1602 (533 amino acids)
Molecular function (GO): myosin binding
Source: RefSeq, a predicted model, not a curated record
AUGGCAAAUCUACUCGCAUUCCUUUGUCCAAGUGUCCUUCAUGCUGUCAUGUUUGUCGCAUUAGGGACGCUGGUCUUCCUAUCUAUUCCUACACCGACCGUUCAACCGAUCCCUUCAGCCUACCGCUUCCGUGAUUAUGCGCUUGCCAAGACCAGCCAGUUCUUCACCCAUGCUGCUCGAUUUGCACUUGUGGUGCUAUUGCCACUUGGUAUUCAAGUUCUCGAGUUGGUUCAGACCUUUCUCAGCUCGUCGCUUCCAGAUUCAGAAGAAACAGCAUUUGAAGAGCAAUUCAAGUAUCUCAUUGUCACAUCAUCCUUGUUGAGCGAGUUUCCAUCAUUGACCGGAACCACCUCCACCACGCUUGCAUCCACGCAGCUUCAUCAUCACCAUCAUCAUCCUAGUUCUUCAUCCCGUGAAAACAUCCUUACCCAGGGCUUGAUGAUCACCUUUGUAUCAACGUUACUCUUGAGUCUGAUUGGAUAUCAAAUUGUACCGGUUUAUGUGCUUGGCAUUUCGAUGGUGACCAUUCACGGCGCUGUAUACUCUGUGCUUCGGCGAUAUCAGCGUCGUUGCAAGAUCAGGUCAAUACACAGCACAGCACUCGGAUUACUACGUGAUUUGGUCAUUGAAUGUGAACAAUCGGAUGCCAUGGUGAUGCGUAUCAUUGAUCAAUCUCGGCAACUGAAUGCUAUUCACCAAGGCGACACACUCGCACCACCAAAUGAUAUCUCAUCAGCCUCUUCACCUACAACACCUGUCACAGCAUCUUCUUCGCGACGUGUAGCGGAUACUCGACGUGCUUUGACUCAUAUCUUUAAUUCACAAUGGGCUCAUUGGGUGUCUGCACUACGUCGACUCGAAUCAUUUUCACAUCAGGGCAAUUUAUCACGUUUCCGCGACAUGUACAACAUCAUACCCGUUGCUCACCAACAAAAUGGCUCCACGGAGGAACAAAUGCAUGUGAUACAUUGGAAACGCCGUGAAUGUUUGGUUCAUUUACUCGCACUCGAUGUCAUGACACUGGAACACGACUCUGAUCGUUUGGAUUACGAAUCGCAUUGGGAAGUCGUUAUCAAGGUUAUGGGAAAUCUCGUGGAUGAGUACAAAAGGCAUGUUCCUACCUUGCGUGAACAUUUGAUUUCAUCUACAGAAGUGUACGAGGAUGACGAUGAACGACCAACACGACCUGCUGAUCCAAGAGUAAAUGUCUUGUUACACCAGUACGCUGCUUUCGAAAAACACGUGCGUAACAUCCAGUCCAAGCUCUUGCUGUGCCGCCAAGACACUCAAUGCAACCAACAAAACCAAAGCCUCGAGCGUAUUGGUGAUCGAUUAAGUAUGAUUGAGCAGGACAUCACUCAAAUGCUUACGCAAUGGGAGGAAACCACCGAGGCCUACCGUAAACUUUCCACCGCUUCUCAUGCACUACCAUCACCUCCUUCGUCACCUGCCGGAAGCAACAACAGCAAUAAACCUUUUAUGAGGCGAUCCAUGCUCACUGCAGCAGCCGUUGCAUGCUUUCUGGAAAACAAACGAUCACGUGAAAAGCCUUUACAUUCCACCACGCCAUCACCACCACCACCAUCCUCUUCGUCUUGUUAA